AUGGAAGGCAAUUUUGAAUUACAUUUGGAACGGAAAGAAAGUCUGAAUAAGCAAACACUUAAAAAGAGAAAUAAGGGGAAGCGGCCUGCAGAGCCGGACAAGGAGCUGGCGUUGCAGUUGGAAGAGCCCUGUCCGCUCCCAGGCUCCACUCCUAGCCACAGUGAUGACAGUGACUCUGGCCUCUCUGACAGUGAGGAAAGUGUAUUCUCUGGCCUGGAAGAUUCUGGCAGUGAGAGCAGUGAGGAUGGAGCCAACUGUGAUGAGGACCACAAUGGGCCAGGGGUGACUGCUGAGGAGCAGCUACAGACUGGCUCCUCUCCCGCGAGGACAGAGAUGGUGGCAAGCACCCAGGACAAGGAUGAGUAUGUGGAGGGCAGCUCUGAUGAGGAGGACAUCCAGAACACGGUGGGCAACGUGCCCCUGGAGUGGUACACAGAAUUCCCCCAUGUGGGCUAUGACCUGGAUGGCCGGCGAAUCUACAAGCCGCUGUGUACCCGGGAUGAGCUGGACCAGUUUCUGGACAAGAUGGAUGACCCUGACUACUGGGGGCGCCACAAGAUGCAUGUGCCUGCCCCCAAGUUGGCCCUGCCUGGUCAUGCCGAGUCCUACAACCCCCCUCCCGAGUACUUGCUCAGUGAAGAGGAGCGCCUGGCCUGGGAGCAGCAGGAGCCCUGGGACAGAAAGCUGCCCUUCCUGCUUCGCAAGUUCCCCAGCCUGUGCAUAGUGCCUGCCUAGGACCGCUUCAUACAGGAGCGCUUUGAGCGCUGUCUCGACCUCUACCUGUGUCCCCGACAGCGGAAGAUACGGGUCAACGUGGACCCAGCAGACCUCAUCCCCAAACUGCCCCGGCCACGGGACCUGCAGCCCUUCCCCACGUGCCGAGCCUUGGUCUACAGGGGUCACAGUGACCUGGUCCGCUGCCUCAGUGUCUCCCCAGGGGGCCAGUGGCUGGCUUCAGGCUCAGAUGAUGGCUCGGUGCGCCUCUGGGAGGUGGCUACCGCCCGCUGCAUGAGAACCGUGCCUGUGGGGGCUGUGGUGAAAAGUGUCGCCUGGAAUCCCAACCCUUCUGUCUGCCUGGUGGCUGCGGCCAUAGAGGAUGCUGUGCUGCUGCUGAAUCCAGCCCUGGGGGACCGGCUGAUGGUCAGCAGCACUGACCAGCUGCUGAGUGCCUUCAGCUUGCCUGAGGAGUCAGCCCAGCAGCCUGCCCAAUGGCUGGAGGCCUCAGAGGAGGAGCGGCAGAGUGGCCUGUAGCUGCAAAUCAAACACAUCAAGUCGGUGAAACAAGUGGCCUGGCAUGGGUGUGGCAACUACUUGGCCAUGGUGCUGGCAGCCCCAGGGCACACGCAGGUGCUGAUCUACCAGGACAGCCGGCGUCGCAGCCAGAGCCCCUUCCGCCGUAGCCACGGGCACGUACAGUGCGUGGCCUUCCACCCGACCCGGCCCUUCCUGCUGGUGGCUUCUCAGCGCAGUGUCCGCCUCUACCACCUGCUGCGACAGGAGCUCACCAAGAAGCUGAUGCCCAAUUGCAAGUGGGUGUCCAGUCUCGCUGUACACCCUGCAGGUGACAACAUCAUCUGUGGUAGCUAUGACAGCAAGUUGAUCUGGUUUGACCUGGAUCUCUCCACUCGGCCCUACAAAGUGCUGAGAAAUCACAAGGCAGCUCUGCGGGCUGUGGCCUUUCACCCCCGGUACCCACUCUUUGCCUCUGGCUCUGAUGACGGUAGCGUGAUUGUCUGUCAUGGCAUGGUAUACAAUGACUUGCUGCAGAACCCGCUGCUGGUGCCGGUGAAGGUGCUCAAAGGUCACGUGCUGAACCGGGGCCUGGGGGUGCUGGAUGUGGCCUUCCACCCCACCCAGCCCUGGCUCUUCUCCUCAGGGGCUGAUUGCACAGUCCGUCUCUUCACCUAG
Messenger RNA from Elephantulus edwardii (Cape elephant shrew), 1908 nucleotides. It is a transcript of the gene BOP1, whose product is annotated as block of proliferation 1. Gene Ontology annotation, cellular component: PeBoW complex; preribosome, large subunit precursor. NCBI's taxonomy places the organism in Eukaryota, Metazoa, Chordata, Mammalia, Macroscelidea, Macroscelididae. Gene Ontology annotation, molecular function: protein binding; ribonucleoprotein complex binding. The record is from RefSeq and is a predicted model, not a curated record. The transcript is spliced from 6 exons. Gene Ontology annotation, biological process: maturation of LSU-rRNA from tricistronic rRNA transcript (SSU-rRNA, 5.8S rRNA, LSU-rRNA); ribosome biogenesis.